Messenger RNA from Etheostoma cragini (Arkansas darter), 7745 nucleotides. RefSeq names its product protein shisa-7 (gene shisa7a). The coding region runs from base 2608 to 4734 and encodes 708 amino acids. The transcript has 6 exons. Gene Ontology annotation, biological process: regulation of AMPA receptor activity; regulation of short-term neuronal synaptic plasticity. The record is from RefSeq and is a predicted model, not a curated record. Lineage: Eukaryota; Metazoa; Chordata; Actinopteri; Perciformes; Percidae. Gene Ontology annotation, cellular component: postsynaptic density; dendritic spine membrane; AMPA glutamate receptor complex.
GAAAAACACACUUUGGAUCUCGGGAGUUAAUUUGCUGAAAUUACCUAAUUUAGUAAGUUUCACCUGUUAUUAGGCUAUAAUUCAACCCUGCGUUGUAUUUUUUUUUUGUUUAUUUUAUUUUUAUAAAAGAACAGUAGCCUAGCCUAGCUGAAUUCCGGAGCGAUAUUUUUCUCCGAGCCAGUCAAAUAGAGGUGUUCAGAGUCAUUCAAUCAGCGAUACAGGGGAAUAAAGAAGAACGCCACCAGUUGAAUGGGCCUAAUGACCAGCAGCGCAGAGUUGAGAGUCUCAUCAGCACCAGUCUGAGCGACCAAUCACAGCGCUCCCCCACUGGCGGACCUCCGUGAGGCCAGUCGCAGUUAGGCGGUGUAACCCAUCUCGCUUGGAAAUUAUGAAGGGAACCAGCGUCAGUCGAUUCCAGAUGGAGAAAAAGUUGAUUUGGGGGAUUUUUUGGGUGACGCGUUUGUCAUUUUGAGCACCUGAAUUACUGCGUGUUCUGCGGGAUAGUUGCAUUGUAACUUGAGCUUUGAAACAAACGGAAUUUCCCGUUGUGUCUAGUUGAAUCGCCUUGUCACAUGUACUAUCAGAAAAUCUCAGAACAUCUCCUCGGGACCGACUCUCUCUCUCUCUCUCUCUCUCUCUCUCUCUCCUGCUCGCGUUUUUUCCCCCUCUGUCAGUCGUGAUAAUGGAUUAUCAAUAGUCUGAUGGAGACACUUCAAGAACGAUUGAGAUAUGCAGCACUUGUGAAAAAAAGCAUUUAAAACAGGUGGCAGAUCCAGCAACAGUUCAAGCUGUCCUGAUCCUCCUCUGCCACAAUAACAGGCUGCCAUCUGAGAAACGCUGAGAUCCAGUGCGCAGGCUCUACAAGCGCUGUUCUCCAGCAUCAAACCCCAGAGCAACGCACAGCAGACACUCUGGCCGACACAUUACAGGUUUGUCAACUUGCAAACCCAAAGACAAUUCUGGAAAUCAAGCAGAACAUAAAGAAACGACAGAAAAACACUCUGGGAACAUUAGUCAGUGGGAGAACUGCUGCCUUUGUGUCUUGUUUUUUACUCAGCUGAACUCACCUGGGAAGGUCAGAGGAGCAUGUAACUGAAACAAGUGGAGCCCUCGGUGAUUUCAGCAUUCUGUCUCCCCCAUCUGUGCCUACAUUCUCCGCCACAGAUAGGGACGUUUCUGAUAAUUACAUGUAAUUAUAAUUUCUGUGGGAGACAGAUCUGCCUCUGUCUAUUAUUGCCAACACCUCCAACACAAUAACUUCACACAUUUACAUAUUUCUCAACAAAAGUGAUAUUCUUUGAACCUCAGAGACAAAUCAGGAAUAAUUUUACUUAGAUAGACAUGUCACAUGGAGACGCAAUGUGCCAUUCAGUUCAUAUCUAAUUAUUAGUGAUAGGGUUGAAUGACACGGGUAACUUUUUGUGCCUAAAACCUGAAAAGAAAGCAUUUAAAUAUCUGUGACACUGCAGUGUCUUUCACAGGCUGGGAGUCGUUUCCUCGGUUUAUGCUUACUCCUAAUUUUUAGCUGUUACAGUCUUCUAGCACUUAAGCUGAGCCUCCCUCAUUAACACCCCUCAGCCCAGUCACAGUAACAGUCCGUGCCAGCCAGGCGAAUACGGAUGCGCAUUAAUCCAACCAUAGAAAAGAUUGAGAUCAAGGACAGUGGCUCUAUAGAUGUGAUGAGUUCAUGCCUAACGAGUUAAAAUGGAGCUACAUCCCCACUCCAGAGAAAGCUGGCAUCAUUAAUAAACAGUUGUCAUCAGUGGUGCAGUCUGUUAACCCCAUUUGAUUGUUUACAAUGUUGAUAAACACAAAAUAUGUGAAAAGAAACAUAAAUGUCAUGCUAAUUUCCAGAAAAGAAUUGCUUACAGUUUAAACAAGUGCCAAUUUUGAAUGUAUGUUAUGUCAUAAACUAAAAUAGUAGGCUAUAAAACAGAUUAAACAGUUUACAUUUGAUACAUCACUGGCCAUAGACCAUAACGUUGAAGUGCCGAGCUCAGCACAGGAAUGUAUAGGACUGCAGUAUUUUAUUGAAAAUCCAUGCUACUCAUUUUUACUGGCCUUUGUGUGUACACAAAUUAAUUCCUUCCAGCGGCAUGUCAGAUAUUUGUUCUUUUGUUAAGUGGGAAGUGUAGAACAAGGCAUUAAGAACUAAAAGCAUGAAGAUUGCUAUUUUCAGUUUGUCCUUUUUACAAAGCUGCAUCCAUUGUAGGGUUCUACUUAAGAGGGCAAAAGAUGAAGUCAUCACACAUUCAGAGUUCCUUUCUAGCAGUAAAUUAAAACCCCUUUAAUACCAUUAUUGAAAAGUAUUGAAACCUAUUAACAGUUUUUAAUAGUGUUAGACCUUUUCAUUUGUAUUGCUCCCGACCUUUUCUUAUAUUACACCACAGAACUACUCAGCUUCUGACAAAACUAAAAAUUGGGUUUCAGAUUUCAUCCUCCAACGUGACUGAAUAGAAUUACAGAUACAUCAUCAAUAUCCAAUAGGUCAUACAUGUUACUUGAAUAUUUCACAUGGCAUUUUAAUAGGUUAAACUGCAGAAGCGGAUACAGUGUUGCAAUUGCAUUGACUCAACAACAGAAAAUAGAUCUCUUAGUCAUGUAAAAAUGACGCCCACCAUCAAUCUCAGAGUCCUCGCUGUCUACCUGCUCUCCCUCCUUACUGCCCCACUCACCGCUGUUGUGGAGACCUCUCCGUCCCCCCCUCCUCAGCAAACAGAGCGCUCAGUAAAGCCUUUGAAUGAGCAGCCCAAGCCUGGCCCCAGCCCCCCUGUCCUGCUCCUUGCCAUGCAGGCCAAUAUCAGGCCAGCUGCUCUCCAAGGCAGGACCAAAAAUCCUGAGAAACUUCCAGAAACCUCAGAGGGAGUUCUGGAGGCUCCUCCGAGAGCCCUUCCCCAGGUCAUGAUUCCCAAGAAUGUGACGUCAUCAGAAGCCCUUGCAUCUCCCUUGGCCGCCGCCCAGGUAGCGCCCAUUCGACCCCGCAUGAUAGACAUAUGGAUUGAUGUAUGUCGGGGUUACUAUGACGUAAUGGGACAUUUUGACAGCGCUUUCAACUGCUCCAAGGACACCUUCAUCUUUUGCUGUGGAACCUGCCACUACCGUUUCUGCUGCCCAGAGCGUAGCCGGCAACUGGAGCAGGACAGCUGUAAAAACUAUUACUCUCCAGACUGGGCCAAGCCACAGACAGACGCCAUGAUAUUACCAGAGGAAUUAGGUAAUGACCCAGACUUUGAUCCACUGAAGCAGCAGAGCCACAACACGGGCUUCGUCAUUGGGGGCGUGAUUGUGUUCAUGGUGGCUGUCGCUGUGGGCAUUAAGGUAGUCUUCAACAAGGUGCAACAAGAAGCCAACCAAAGGGACCUCAACAUGCCCAGAGCCCUGGUUGACAUGUUGCGGCACCAGUCAAGCCCAGUCCAGCAGGAUGAGAGAAACAACAGCGUGGCUCUGGCUGUAGGGGAUGGACAGGGGACACUUGGGAGACCUCCAAAAAAUCUUUAUGCCCCAGGACUGCCCAGCAAGGACAACAGAUUGGGCAAUUUGCAACACAAUUUCAUCCACUCUUCAGGCACCAGCCCCAAACACACCGCAACUAUUGAACGCACUCCUCGAAUGAACAAUGCUCAGCUGGCAGCUGGAGGCACCCUGCUUUCCAGUAAACACAACAACACCAAAUCCCAGCCUGCCUUUCACCACUCCCUGCACAACCUGGCUCAGCUGCCGCCCUCCUAUGAGAGUGCCACCAAGCCCGAGCUCAACAGAUACUCCUCACUCAAACGCCUCGAGAAAGGUCUCGAUGAGUACUCCUCUGGUUACUGCACCACCAAGCGCCGUCCUCACACGGCCCAGCCGGCCCUCCAGUCCUCUCAGCACCACCUCCACUGGGGUGGAGACUACACCCUCAGUGGCAGAGGAACUCUCCCCAGGCAUGCAGUUCGUCCUUGGAUCCCGCCGCCGCCUUCUGGCAUGCCUGCCUCACCCACCCCAAAUCCUUACCCUCUGGAUCCCCCGGAGCCCCAGUACAACCCCAAUUACGACACUCUCUCCAAGCCAAGGAAAGUCAAAUCCACUGACCAGCUGCUCAACAUGGGUGACGUCCCUGGCAACACGGGGACACUUUCUAGGUUGUCCAAGAACCAGCAACACCAGUACUACAAAGCCAUGGCUGCCUCCAAUAAGAACUCCAACACGCAGACCCUCACCAGGAAGACCCAGGACAGGCAAGAAAGGCAGGACAGGCAGGAGAGACAGGACAGGCAAGACAGACAGGAACGGCUGCUCAUGUCCCCGGAUCAUUUGGAGGAAAGGAUGGGGGUCGGCGGGAUGGGGGUUGUAGAUCCAUACGCCCACACCGGAGGGGGUGUCCCCACGCUGCCUCGCCAGCAGAAGGCCCAGUCCCAGCAGAACGUCUGCGCCACGCCCUCCCUCGACCGACACCACAUGAUCAAGAUGAACUCUCACCCCACUUCCGGACGAGAGCAGGAGAGGAGCACGGCCAUGACAGGGCACAUGAGCGGGGGCAUGGGCUGGGCAGGGGAAGCUCCUGGGGCGGGGGUAGUCAUGGGAACGGGAACACUAGGGGGCCACAGCGCUAGGAGGAUGGCUUUUGCAGCGAAAAGGCAGAACACCAUUGAGCAGCUACAUUUCAUACCGGGAGGGGGCGGUGGGGGGUCAACAGGAAGUGCAGGAGGGAGUCAGGGGAUCAGGACGGGGAGCAAAAAUGAGGUGACAGUGUGAGGCUUGUGCCCGAGUUUACCCCUCAUCAAAGGUAUGGGAUUAGAUCACUCUUCUGCAUAUAACUAUUAGAUAUACAAGUUUAGAUAUACAACUACAAUAAAUACAACUAGAAGCAUAAAGUAUAGUAACAGUAUAAUGUGUUUAGGCUAUUGAAAUUAGUGUAAUCUUGUAUUAAAAUAGCUUAACUAUGAUUGCUUAAUUAAAAAAAUCUAGGUAGGGAAUACUUGUUCCAAUUAUGUGAUAGCCUACAUCAGCCAUAUUUUGUAACACAAUUUGCCAUAUUGCCAUAUACAGCGGUGCCAUUACUUGUAGAAAGAGUGACUGGAAGGGGGGAAAAUAAAACCAACAGAAGUGUUGUUCAUAAUUUUGUUUUUAUAUAUGUUUUUCAAAAAGUACUCAGGAGCCAUAUUAGAUAGGGAAUAAAACAAUACAUAUAUAUACAUAUACAUAAGGGUCAAGAAAGAGGAAGACCAUGUGGAAUAUUGUAUCACAGAAUUUAAUAGAGAAUUGAGCCAACUACCUGCUGGACUGUCAACCUGCUCAGCUCUCGUCAACAAUGAUGUAUUAAAAUGAACCCCAUGGGCGAGAAGCCCGGUGGACCAGAUGAGUGUGAAUGAAACGUGUGCCUGGUGAGGGAUUUUGGAGAUCUGACACUCAACCUCAUACUGACACAGGGAGACAGAACUGUUUUUUGUUGCUUCCGAUACAAAUGAGCGGACAAGGUGGAGGCUGUUUCUGACUGGGACACAGCACCCUGACACUGUUGGGAGGACUCCUGCACCCGAUUUAAACCUCGGACGUACCCACAUCACCAAUCUGACGCCUGGGUUGCCUAGUUUUCCAUGUGACCUUAGAUCAAAUCCCCAGAGCAACUCUCUCUCUGCUCACUGUUACACUACAAGAGUGUAAAUGGAUGUUAUAUUACGUUAUGUUCCCAUCGAUAGAUCAGGAACUAACUGUAAAAACAAUGGGCUACCAAAUAAUAUAGAGCCAUCUGUCACGUUAUUACAAAAAUAUCUUGACACAAACAUAGACUAGUGAAGAGACACAUGUGUUCAGUUUACCAAUUAGAAGGCAACUUGCUUGAAUGCAGGCUGUGAAAGAAGAGCAAAGAUUUUUCUACAGAGCACAAAUUAAUAGGCCGUGACGCAGAGGUUGCACUUACACAACUGUCCUUCAAAGCCAUUCAUGGAGAUACAAAGAGUAUACCACAGAGGAAGCUGGUCUGACAAUCACCAUUUUAUUAUUCUCACCAGAUGAAAAGUUAUACAAGUCAGUGAUAUUUUGUACAGUCAAAGAAUUGGCUUCAGAGCAAGCCAAAACAACAUCUCUGAGUCAGGGGAGAGGGCGACCUGAGGCCUUCUCCUGCGUGGCGCCAAAUGCCGUAAGAGACUCGGAUGUUUAGGAAGCCCUCCCCAUCCUCAAGACCAAGAUCUUGCUGUAUCAUAACGCACUUAAGCCAGUAUGAGUAUAAAAAAGAUUUUAAAAAAAAAAUACAAAAAAACAGAAAAGAUUAAAAAAAAUCUUCAUCAAUAACGCUUAUCAAUACUAAGGGCUAUCCUAUCCUAUAUACUGUAGUAUGUGAUAUCUGUGGUCCAUAUAAAAUACUAUCUCUUUCUCUUGAUUUUGUGUUGAUAUUGUCAUGAUGUAUUAAGUAUUAACGUGUACAAAAAACAAGAGCAAUUUAAGCACAGUUCAAAGAGAAACACAGCGACAAAAACACUUUGCACAAAUCUUUCCCCCGAUAUUUGCACCAGAUACAAACUUACUUUGUAUCGUGUCCUCAAGGUUUACAUUCUGUACAAGCACGGCUGACAGUGUGACAAUGGAGGGUAUUGUAUUGAGAGAAGAUUUUUUUUUAUCAGAGAUAAUUACGCGGAUCAGAAAAGGAACUUGUUUGUUUUUGUUCAGUCAUGUGAAAGGACACAGAGAUGAAAUACUGAUAAACAGAAACACACACAAUUCAUUUGAACAAUCUUCCUAUACACAGUGCUAAAUGUAGUUGUUCUGAAUAUGAUGGAGUGUUAUUAUUAAUAAUUAUUAUAACUGUUAUGGUUAUUAUUAAAAAUUAUCUUAUGAUGUGAUGUUCUUUUACUUGGUGGGAUUUAAGUGUUUAUUGUUUUUAGAUAACUAGCAUUCUACUGACUAGUUGUUGUUUUUUUCAUACAUCUGGUCAUAAAUUCAAGUUUUUAAAACAUUCCAAAUCUUGAUGCAUGCCAGCUCCAUUUCAUUGAGAGGCAGUUACAGUAUGCCUGGAUUUUAAGGUCAUCGAUGCCUAUAUGGCCGAUUGUCCAGCUGUAUGUACUGUGCCUAGACAUCGGCCUUAUGACUUCUUGAUCUCAAGUGAUUACUUAGGUUUCCACUUGAGUACAAAAAUAUCUAUUGAAAAAAUCUGCAGCCUUCUUAACGUAUGUCUAGACGACAGGGUUGUGAAGGAUAGAUGUUUUUGGGAUGGGCCAGAAGUUAUUAACCAGACUGGAGGCGGUCUGUUGUCUCCACUGCAGCAGCCUGGCCCAAUAAUAUUAUGGGUUGUACACACUAAACCCAUGAUGCCAUAAUGUAUUUGUGUUUCGGAUGAAUGUUUAUUACACAAGAUGGGGGAAAAACAAAGGUUUAAUGGAAAGCAGAAUGCUUUGAGUGUCUUUUUCAGGGAAAUAGGGCAGGUGACAUACAGUAGUAUUAGAUUUUUUUAAUAGAGCCACAAAAGGUCUGUAGCAAAGUCUGUAAUAUCUCACAAGCCAUAUCCAUCAAAACUCAUCAUCACAAUUUUAUAAAUGGUUAAUCUAAUUUGUGCAAGUAUUGUAUUUUGUAUAGCUAGUACAAUCAGAAUAUUUUGAGUGAUCUCGUCGACAUUAAUUUGAGGAUUCAACAAAUUAUGUGUUAGUAUUUAAUGAAUUGUACAGUGCCAAACUCAUAACAUUUUGUUGUCUUUCUAUUGUCAUAGCCUCCUACAAAACUACAGGGGUUCUUUAUUUUAUUACAACUGAGAAUAAACACACAGGCAAGUGAGC